UGCGCCGGCGUCUCGUUGGCUGUUUCUGCUGCUUGCUGCCGCCCAUUGGCUGCCCGGGCCGUCAGUCGAGGUUGGACGUGCGCGGCGGGCAGAGGGGUGCUCGGCGGGGCGUUCCCGCCGCGGCCGUCCCGCUGCCGUCCCUCACCGCCUCUCCAUGAGCGCCGCCUCCGCCUAGUCCCGCCCCGCCCGGCGGCCGGCCUCGGCUCGGGCUCUCCCUGCCACCACCACAGCCGCCACCAGCGGAGGCAGCGGCGCGCCCCGCGGCAGGAGAGGAUGAAGGUGACCGUGGACUUCGAGGAGUGCCUGAAGGACUCGCCGCGCUUCAGGGAGUAGUGUGGACAUAAAGCACCUUCCUGUGCUGUGUUCCUCAUAACAAAGCAGAGCUGCAGCUUCCUCCUGAUCUUGAUGAGUAGGGCAGCUUUAGAAGAAGUAGAAGGAGAUGUGACAGAACUGGAACUGAAACUUGACAAGCUGGUGAAGCUGUGUAUUGCAAUGAUUGAUACCGGGAAAGCAUUCUGUACAGCCAACAAGCAGUUCAUGAAUGGAAUUCGAGACCUUGCACAAUAUUCCUGUAAAGAUGCAUUGGUUGAGACCAGCUUGACAAAGUUCUCUGAUACCUUACAGGAAAUGAUCAAUUAUCACAAUAUCCUGUUUGACCAAACCCAAAGGUCAAUUAAAGCACAGCUUCAGACUUUCGUUAAAGAAGAUAUUAGGAAAUUUAAAGAUGCUAAGAAACAGUUUGAAAAAGUUAGUGAAGAAAAAGAGAAUGCUCUAGUGAAAAAUGCACAAGUUCAAAGGAAUAAGCAACAUGAAGUAGAGGAAGCAACCAAUAUUUUGACUGCAACACGGAAAUGUUUUCGACACAUAGCUCUGGAUUAUGUUCUUCAGAUCAAUGUUCUUCAGUCUAAAAGGAGAGCAGAAAUCUUGAAAUCGAUGUUAUCAUUUAUGUAUGCCCAUCUGGCUUUUUUCCAUCAAGGCUACGAUCUUUUUAGUGAACUUGAGCCUUACAUGAAAGAUCUUGGUGCACAGCUGGAUCAGUUGGCUGUAGAUGCUGCAAAGGAGAAGAGAGAUAUGGAGCAAAAGCACUCCACUAUUCAACAAAAGGAUUAUUCCAGUGAUGAUACUAAACUAGAAUACAAUGUAGAUGCAGCCAAUGGUAUUGUUAUGGAAGGCUAUCUAUUUAAGCGAGCCAGCAAUGCCUUCAAGACUUGGAACAGGAAAAAGCCAGAUCACAUCAGGCGCUGGUUCUCAAUACAAAAUAACCAACUUGUGUACCAGAAGAAAUUUAAGGAUAAUCCCACAGUAGUUGUUGAAGACUUGAGGCUUUGCACAGUUAAGCACUGUGAAGACAUAGAAAGACGUUUCUGUUUUGAGGUGGUUUCUCCAACAAAAAGCUGCAUGCUUCAGGCGGACUCAGAAAAGCUGCGGCAGGCAUGGAUUAAAGCUGUUCAGACCAGUAUUGCUACAGCAUAUAGAGAGAAAGGGGAUGAAUCUGAGAAACAGGAAAAGAAAUCAUCCCCUUCUGCUGGAAGCCUAGAAUCUGGGAGUGAGACAAAAGAGAAGUUGUUAAAGGGGGAAAGUGCUCUGCAGCGAGUUCAGUGUAUUCCUGGUAAUGCUGCCUGCUGUGAUUGUGGUUUGGCAGAUCCUCGCUGGGCCAGUAUCAACUUAGGAAUCACGCUGUGCAUUGAGUGCUCCGGGAUACACAGGAGCUUGGGAGUCCACUUUUCAAAAGUAAGAUCUUUAACACUGGAUUCAUGGGAACCUGAACUUCUAAAGCUUAUGUGUGAAUUGGGAAAUGAUGUUAUAAAUAGAAUUUAUGAAGCCAAGUUGGAAAAAGUGGGAGUAAAGAAGCCACAACAUGGAAGCCAAAGGCAGGAGAAGGAGGCAUACAUCAGAGCAAAAUAUGUGGAAAGAAAGUUUGUAGAGAAGCAGCCUGCAUCAGUAUCUCUGCCUCAAUCUGGAACAAAAGGUUUGCCUCAAAGUAAGGAAGAGAAAAGGCACAGUGGCCCUGAAAAAUCCCUUUUGGCAGGGGAACAGGGUGUGGCAGCCCAUAAAGCGGUUGCUGUAAGUAGCGACGAGGCGAGGCGGGAGUCUCUGUUCUGUCCCGAUGAACUAGAUUCACUCUUCUCCUACUUUGAUACCUCUUCAAAACUACGUAGUAUGCAAAGCAGUGACAGUGGGAUCCAGCAGAGUGUUAAUGACAGCAGAGAACACCUUGCCUCUACUAUAUCAGCCAACAGCUUGUAUGAACCAGAAGGAGACAAGCACGAGUCUUCUGUGUUCUGCAACUCUAAGCAGCAUAGUCCAGGAUUGCAGCUGUAUCAAGCUGCCUUUGAGAAGAAUCUUCCUGAUAUGGCGGAAGCAUUGGCUCAUGGAGCUGAAGUAAACUGGGUCAACCUAGAAGAAAACAAAGCAACACCACUCAUUCAGGCAGUGCGAGGGGGUUCAUUGGUUACUUGUGAGUUUUUGCUGCAGAAUGGGGCCAAUGUGAACAUCAGGGACAUGAAGGGAAGGGGACCUCUGCACCACGCCACAGUUCUAGGACACACUGGACAAGUGUGUUUAUUCCUAAAACGAGGAGCAAACCAGCAUGCCACUGAUGAAGAUGGGAAGGAUCCAUUGAGUAUAGCAGUAGAAGCUGCAAAUGCAGAUAUUGUAACAUUGUUGCGUUUAGCAAGGAUGAAUGAAGAAAUGCGUGAAUCAGAAGGACUCUAUGGACAGCCAGGAGAUGAAAUUUAUCAGGACAUUUUCCGUGACUUUUCUCAAAUGGCAUCAAAUAAUCCAGAGAAGCUAAACCGUUUCCAGCAGUCAGAUUCCCAGAAGUCUUAAGUGUCAAGAAGAAAAAUAACCUGAUCCUUGUAGUGCAAGUCAUUUUUUACUUUAACAGAAUGAAUUAUACAUGUUUUGUUAGAUAGUUUGGGUAAAAUGACCAUUCCAGUGUAGCUUUAGAUUGUGGUAGCUGGGGGAAAGUAUGAGUUGUUUUAUGUUCUACAGUAUGUAUACCUCAGCAGCUGAAGAAAAUGUUUAUAAAAAGGAAUACCUGCUAGCUCAGUAUAAAAACAGUACCUGUUAGCAAAGUGCAAACCUUGUCUGUGGUUCGUACCAUAAGGUAGCAGAGCAAAGCUGCGUGCAUUGCAGACUCUGGAUGGCAGGAUGAUCAGACCAGCUUUGCUAUUUAGUGUCUGCCUACUGUCAUCUGUCUCCCUGUUGCUGUAAAGAAUGUGCCUCUGACAAGAAGGUCUGGAUUGCAUUUUCUGGGACUGUUUGGAAGGGAAAUCAGGUAACGACUGACUUGGUUGUCCUUCUGUUUGUGGGUCUGUAACUUAGCAGAUUCUCUUGUUCCUAUGCUGACCCUGGUUAGAGGUAGGCUAUUAAUAACAAGAUGUGGUAAUUCCUGUUCUUUUGCAAGCUCUUUCACAGUGGAAGCUUUUACACCAGGCUGGCCUUUAUGCUAGUGGCUGCGGGUCAGUCACAAUAGGUAUAUAUCCUGGAGGACCAAACUUUUAAGAGCAGUCUAUUUACCUUUUGUCUCUUAAAUGAAGCUUCCUGUGCAGCAAGUAUACUUUUAAGUAAGUAUGUGGAACCUUUAAUGAAAAAUAAACUUAAUCCUCUGGACAUGAUAUGAGAUUUGUAGUAUUUUGACAUCAAGACUUGAAAUUUGAGACAUGAAAGUAAAUAUUGAGCUAAUGGAGUUUGUGUAGAACAAACCUAGAAAGGCUAUGUGUUACUUUUUGAUGUCUUCACUACUAGCCCUAGGCUGAAUAUAUAAAAUCUCUCAUGUAAUGCAGCCACCCUAUAUUUAGGGCAAUGAGUCAUUUAUGUUGGGAAGCAGUAUCCUUUAUAUAAUCUGCAAAGAUGUGUAUGUAUAUCUGUCUAAACUAAAAUAUGCACAAGAUGACCUAGGAGUUUCACUGCACGUUUCGUAAAGUAAUGAUGAACAUAGUCUCCAGCUGUGUUCCGAGGACAGCGACACAACUUGCUUGAUUCAGGAGUGAGCUCCACUCUGAAAAUGUGCAUGCAUAAAUGGUGUCUCUAGAUACAUGCUUGUGUCAGGUUAUUUAAUACCUGGAUAGCAAUCACCUGAAGCCCAAAACUAGCAAAUGCAAUUCUUUAUGCUCUGUCUACCUUGUGGACAACUCAAAGAGAAUUUUUAGGCAGCAUAGCAUCAAUGUGAGGUUUUAAUAAUCCUAACAGCCAUGGCAUUAUGCUAACCUGCUAUUUAAAUAUAGUCUGGAAAUGAUUUUUUUUUUUUUUCCUCCAAGCUGGCUAAGAUCAGCAAAAUUGGGUACAAAAAUUCUGUAACCUAUGGUAAAAUUAAACUUUCUGACAUGUUAAAUUUUAACAAGACACUUCAAAUAUUUAUAAUUUUGCAUCAAACAUAUAAUAACGCAUCACAUCUGGAUUAUUAUUGCUGCAAAGUUAAUAGCAUUUUAGAAUUGUCCAAUAGAUUCUUUCUCCAAGCAGAAGAAUAUUACAAGCCAUUUGUUACUUCAUGUGUGGUCUUAUUGUGCUAGGAAAAGCAGAAUCUGCCCAUUUAAAGAGUCCAUAUAGUCUGAAUAAUAAGAAAUUUAGGAAUAUCACCUGUAAGUAGUAAUUUCAAGUAAGUUAAAUAGCUAUCUGAAAUGAUGAUAUACUUCCUAAUCUGCAGUAUUUAGCAGCAGUGGAUGUUUUAGUAGACCUUAGAGAAAGUAAAAUUCCCAGUGUACAGAUGGGACAAUGUAACUAUGUAUAGUAUACACUUUAGACAUAGUUUUUUCUACAGAUUUGUCUUUUGAAGCCUACAUGACAGGCAUGCCAUAUGUAGUGCGAUUGGCUGUAAUGUAAAGCUACAUAAAACUUAAUGGCAUAAUCACUGUCUCAAUCGAUACUGCUGGAAAAUGUUUGAGACACUUCCACUAGUAUUUUCCUUCUCAGCUGCAAAAAUCUGUGACAAAUUUUGCAGGAUGACUUCCUGUAGACAAAGAAGUUUCUUUCCUGUAGCUCUGCAGAUCAGUGUGCUUCAUUCCCAAAUCCCAUCUGUCUGAGAAGCAGUUUCAGUCUAUUUAUGCCAAAGGACUACUAACAUACCUGACCCACAGGUUGUAUUACUUCUUGUCAGGAGCUCCGGAGUUUUAAUGGUUCAGGGAGUAUGUGUGUCACUUCUGAUCCUGCAGCCUUGUUCCCCAAUCCUUACAGGAACGCUAGGAUGUCCUACUUACAUUUAGUUAAAGCUUUUUAUUUUUUUUUUCCCAGAUCAGGUUCAAUACAUGUUAGUAUGUUGCUCAUCAGCGAAAAUGCUAUUAAGUUACAUGAAAUGUAUUGAGGGCUUAGUCCUACGAGACAUGGGACAGCUCAGUGCUCUGAAGCCUCUCUAACUCACAGGACUUAACCCCCAAUAAUAGUACAAAGUGUGAUUAUCACCAGGGCGCUGAAGAUCUGGAUUCCAUAUCAGGUUCUCAAGUGUUAAUCUUUUACUCAGUAACAUUAGGAAACUUCCAUUUUUAUUACAAUAUAAAUCUGAGUAUAACUAGAAUAGUAGACAGGCUCUUUUGUGGGUUAUCAUCUGCUCUGUACCUGAUAUUAAAAAGCUUCAAUUCCAGUUCAUUUUUCUAUGUAGGUAUGAAAUACAGUAGGUUAUAAUUGGUGAGAUACAGAGCAGUUUAAAAUCAGCUUUCACAUGGAUUUUUAGUGAUUUACUAGAUAGUCCAUUGAAAGAUGAUUUAUUUUUCUUUAUAUAUUUUUUCCAGCCAGUGUUAUAUUAUGUGUCCCAAAAGUCUCCUGGAAAGACAGAAGUCCAUGAGCUCAACAUACAUUCUAAUGCCCCUUGAUUUCAGAGGUGUAAUUUACUUUUGUUGCAUGUUGAUGUCUGUGGCAUCUCCUUAGUGGUCUGCAUUCUUUUCAUUGUUCAUAAGGUUUCAUAUUUUAUGUUAAUGCCGGUACAGUACACUUAUUGUACUGAAUUACGCCACUGAAGUAUAUUAGACAUGGAAUUUGUUCCUAUAAAGUUGGGUGAAGGUGUUAAAUUGUAGAAGUCUGUCUUUGCUUCCACAAGCUACAGCUAUCGCAGUCCGAACACCUGUUUUGGUUGUUCAUUAGCACAUUGUGGACUUCCAUCUCCUUAGCAAUUGGGACCUAAUCCAAGAAGUCACUGAAAUCAGUGGCAGUCUUCCCCCUGGUUUCAGCAGCAUUGUACCUUCUGUGGCUUUUACUGUCGGUGCAUUAAAGGACCUGUAUGAAUACUGCAUUUUUCACUUUGGGGUUUUAUGUUUUACCUGUUUUUAUACUGAGCUGAAACAGUCCCAGAAAAUGCAUCCAGACCUUUCAAUCACUGUCAGCAAACCCCCAUACAAGAGGAAGUUUCUCCUGUUUUGCAGUAUGCUGUCAGUACGCAAAUGUUGUCCAAAUUAUGAGAGUUCUCCUGGAUGGAGCAAAAACUUUGUAGCACUGAAGAAAAAAGGAGGAGAACUAGACUUAAGGGUAGGGUUGGCUAUGAUGUUUCCCACGACUUUGGUGCUUUUCUGCAGCCAUCUGUUUUGAAGCGUGGAUGUUAACUCUGCUGCUUCAUCAUGAAAAUCUCAAGUGACACAAUAUCUGCAAAAGGACCAUUUGAAAGUUACAAAUGAUGUGCAAGUUCUAAGGAUGUCAUAUUUUUACACUGUCAAAAGGACUGAGUGCAUUAUUCUGAUUACUUAAUACACUGAAAGUACUUUGAGAGUCAGUUCUGCAAACUGCCCUCUGCCCAUUCACAGGUGGAUGCCUUUUCCCAAAUUAGAGUUCAUGCCACUUGUUUGUGCAGCCUGAGACCCGUUAAGGUCUUGCUCACACAGAAACACAUUUUUAAAACAGGGACAGCUCCAGCAAGGCAAUACUGGGGAAAAGGAUGAAUAAACCACUGCGUGUUAGCCCCUUUCCUGUGCUUGCUUUACCUUUCUGCAUACAGUAUUUUCUUGUUUCUCUUCCCAUGGAAGGAGAUGACAGAGGAGGAAAAAAAAAAACCCCACUCCCUUUUCUGUUACAAUGUCAGAUUUUCCAUGUUUUGAUAGAAAUCAUUGAGAAAUCGUUUCCUUUAGUGGAGAGGUUGCUCUGUGUGAAAGAAUGAUUUUUAUUUUUUUCCCUUUUAUCCACGUGUCCCUCUGUACUUGGUUUUUAAGCAUUCCAGCAGGAAAAUGCUUGUGGUCUCCUAUGCACUCCUCCCCUUUAAGGCGCAGCUGUAAAGAACUUACAACCAUUCAGUCAGGCUGUAGACUUUGUAUUUAAAACUUGAAUGUAGUUUUCUGUAGCCGGUCGUUGUAAAUGAGAGCAGACGCAUUUAUUACCUUUGUAGCCACUCGACUGUACAUCCCGUAACGACUGUAAAUACCGGACUUGAUUAAACCUUUGUAUGCUGUGA
Molecule: messenger RNA, 7369 nt
Organism: Pezoporus occidentalis (night parrot)
Lineage: Eukaryota; Metazoa; Chordata; Aves; Psittaciformes; Psittacidae
Gene: ACAP2
Product: ArfGAP with coiled-coil, ankyrin repeat and PH domains 2
Exons: 26
Coding region: 406-2829 (807 amino acids)
Cellular component (GO): endosome membrane; cytoplasm
Molecular function (GO): GTPase activator activity; protein binding
Source: RefSeq, a predicted model, not a curated record